Molecule: messenger RNA, 3468 nt
Organism: Kalmanozyma brasiliensis GHG001
Lineage: Eukaryota; Fungi; Basidiomycota; Ustilaginomycetes; Ustilaginales
Product: Zinc finger, PHD-finger
Exons: 1
Coding region: 1-3468 (1155 amino acids)
Biological process (GO): histone catabolic process
Cellular component (GO): Lid2 complex
Molecular function (GO): zinc ion binding; chromatin binding; ubiquitin-protein transferase activity
Source: RefSeq, a predicted model, not a curated record
AUGGCCACCUCGGCGCUAGCAGCUACCGGCUUGACCGCCUCCAAGUCCGGUCUCCAGCAACAACAGCAGCAGCAGGCUCUAUUAGAUGCCACCGCCCCUUCCACUUCCACCGCCAAGGCGCCAAUCCCCGUCACCCGGGUUGCCAUCAGAGACGGAAAGAUGAUCGGCAUCAACGAUCACAUCUACCUCACUCCUGCCUGGGCGCCAGGUGCUGGCGAGCCGUAUAUGAUCGCAAGAGUCAUGGAAUUCGUUACCGCAUCCUCCUCCCGCAGUGGUGCAGCAGCCCUCGCCAGCUCCUCCGGCACUUUGCAGGUGCGCGCCAACCUUUUCCUGCGCAUGCGCGACAUCACCUUUCGCAGCACCAACGAUCCGCGUCUGCUCGUCGCUACCAUGCACUCGGAUGUCUUCAGCCUCGAAAACGUCCGCGGCAUCUGCGAGGUGCGCCAUCGAGAUCUCAUCGGUUCCGGCACAGCUCCCGACGUCUCGCAAUGGAAGAAGAAGGAGGACCAUUUCUAUUACCAUCAGCUCUACGAUCGAUACAUUCACCGCUUCUACGACGUCGUCCCCACCGACAAGGUGCAGAACGCGCCGCCAGAAGUCCUCACCGCGCUCCGCUCCCGCUACUCGUUCGUUGUCGCAGAGGCCGGCAUGAUCAACGACCUCACCGACGCUCUGCGAGGAUGCGCCGUUUGCCAUCGAUGGGCGUCCGGUCCCGAAUCGGUGCGCUGCGAUACCUGUAAAAAGUUCUUCCACAUGAACUGCCUCAACCCACCACUCCUCUCGAAGCCCGCCAAGGGGUACAGCUGGACAUGUGCGCCGUGCUCACGCAGACACGAGCAGGAUGUCGAACAGACAUUGCAAUCAGGUGGCCAGCUCAUGUCGGCUUCAUCGAGCAACAGCGGCAGCACUUCCAAUCAGCAACAAUCAAGGCAUCAGAUCACAGUCGUCGCCAACAGAGGGCGCGGUACUGCGGCACGAGGCAAAGGACGACAAUCGUAUCCAAGAAGAGGCACCGUGGGGAGAGGCGACGACCUCGCCUCGUCCAGCAACACACCGGAUGGCAGCCCUGUGCCGGAGAAGACGAGCGAUGAUCUUCGCGGCACACGCUGCUUCAACCGCUGGCCGUAUCGCUACUUUGGUCAGCACACCAAUGCCAUGGAAGUGCUGGAUCCGCACGACUCGGUCUAUCCGAUCGCUACGACGCGCAUCGGUCCCAAGUAUCAGGCUUCGUUGCCGACGUGGGAGGAGCAGAAGGAGGCCGGUCUUGGCGUGCACUGUCGCACCAAGGAGAAGAUCAAGGAGGACGAAUUGGCGGCGGCAGCGGCAGCAGGGGCCGAGGAUGGCGCCGCUGCGUCGGCGUCGACGAGCACCCCUCACCAGGCUGCACCGACUAGCAACUCCCAUAAGAAGAAAGGUCGCCCGUUCAAACGCAAACGAGAGGCUGUCGAGCGAUCCGAUACCCCGACGACAGGGACGAACACGCCGGCGGCUGCAGCUGCUGUGUCCACCGUCGAGGAGCCCGAGUUCGAACGAGGAGGUGAUCAAAGCAUCGAAGCCAUCUUCUUGCCCUCGGCAGCAGAGUCAGAGCAGGUUCUCAACGCCUACCUUCAAGCAGUACAGGCGCAUUUCAAGACGGUUCCGCCCUUCCACGUCGACCUCCUCAACCGGGCACUCAAGACGUUCACCGAGAAGGAGGGCGAUCCGGUGCAAGCACUCAUGACCGUGUCCGCCAGCACCACCAAGCAGCUCCGUAUCGAUCACUGGAGCUCCAAGGAGGCUAAGCAGUUCGAAUCGGGGAUCGCACAGGUCAAUUCGGACAUGAAACAGCUGAAAAAGUUCAUCCCGAGCAAGAAGGUUUCGGAGAUCGUGCGCUACUUUGUCGUUUGGAAGAUGGCACGGAUCAAGGCGGACAUGGAGGCAAGUCAGCAGCGCGAGACCAAGGCUGCAGGAGGGUCGAAGGGCAAGGCCAACGGAGCGCGGAGCUCGACUUCGACAACGGCGACGACGAAGCCGACUACCUCGCGGGCAGUGUCACCCUCGCUUUCGGUCUAUGGGGACGAAGCCCCCGGUCCGACAACAUCGUGCGCCAUGUGUUCGACGACAUCGAGUCGCAUCUGGUACAAGGGUCCCGCGUCGCUCGCCAACCGCGUACUGUGCGUCAACUGCGGCAUCUACUGGCGCAAGUACGCCGCCGAAACGUUCAAUCCCGAUCUUGUGUCGGUCAACACGCGGAACAAGUCGUCCACCGCCACAGCAGCCGCACCGGGCACCUCGGAGGAUGGACUUGGUGUUGCGCCGCCGUCGAAACUCGUACGCACCACUCGAGAUGGCAAGGCCGUCACACCCGCCACCUCGCCCUCACCCGCGCAGCCGCCUCCCGUGCCCAAACCAGAACCACUCAAGUGCGUCAUGUGCAAGCGCAUCGAGCCCAAGAAGAAGCUGGCUCAAUGCCGUCAGUGUUCGCUUAGCGUUCAUCAGGGCUGCUACGGCCUGACCGAUGCCGAGGUGGAGACGGCGCAAUGGCUCUGCGACCCGUGCAACAACGAGCAGACGCAAGAAGCAGCACUCCUGCCUCGAUGCAUCCUUUGCAGCCACGUCGCGCAGGAGGACGCCGCAGCGGUGAUGGCCAAGUACGCCGCCUCGAUCGCCUCUGGUGGGGAUGGCAAAGCUCGCGGUCGCCCCCGGGUCUCCACCUCCGUCUCGUCGGACGACAUCAAGAAGGACGCUUUGGUCAAAGCUCCCCUGGGCGCAUUGGAUGCGUUUAAGCCGACGGAAUGCAACAACUGGGCCCACGUCCUGUGCUCCGUGUUCAUCCCCGAAGUCGUCUUCUCGGACACCACCCGGCUCAAAACGGUUGAGUCGUGCGGCAAUCUCCCCACGCAUCGCUACGAAGCUCUAUGCGAUCUGUGUCACACCCCACGCGGCGCCUGCGUCUCCUGCGCUGACCCGUCUUGCCGAAGAACAUUCCACGUCAGCUGCGCCUACAACCACCAACCGCUCUUCACGCUCGCCUUUGAGAUCCUCCCCGUCAAGGGCAGUCGGCGGGACGUCACCCCGACGCUCACGUUCAAGGGCGAAACCGGCCACAUGACCCCACAAGUGUGGUGUCGCGACCACAAGGAAGUGGCAAAGUCCAAAAAGCUCUACGACCUCGCGGAAGUCGACCCCAAAUCCGGCCUCACAAGCCUCCAAAUGUUCGUCCGCGCAAACAAGAGCACCCCGGACACAGCAUACGCCCUGAUGCGCCGCGCAAAACGCUACGACGCCCUCACAAGCGAGACCAACAAGAGCCUGACAGGUGCACCCGAGAUGAAAGGCAAACAGUGCGAAGGAUGCAAUACGCGCUUCAGCCCAUACUGGUGGAAGUUGCAAGGUCAACGCGUCAAGGAGGAAGGCAAGGAGAAUGCGGGUACAGGGAUGUGCUGCAACUUUUGUAAGGAGACCCGGUAUAAGGGUCUGUUCGAGUGA